Molecule: messenger RNA, 4086 nt
Organism: Galendromus occidentalis (western predatory mite)
Lineage: Eukaryota; Metazoa; Arthropoda; Arachnida; Mesostigmata; Phytoseiidae
Biological process (GO): telomere maintenance; DNA repair
Molecular function (GO): DNA helicase activity
Source: RefSeq, a predicted model, not a curated record
AUGGAUGAGGUCUGUCAGUUCUGUCGGGCAUUCAAAUUUAGGAAUGAGAGUCCUGGAAUGUGUUGUGCGGGGGGAAAGGUCGUUUUGCACGAGGUGCAUUCACCGCCGGAACCUUUAGCAUCGUUAAUGCUCGGCCAGACGAGUCAGGCGAAUCUUUUUCUUCGAAGCAUUCGUAAGUACAACUCAUGUUUUCAAAUGACAUCUUUCGGCGCCACGGAGAUUAUACGAGACAAUUUUAUGCCUACCUUCAAAGUAUCAGGACAAAUCUACCAUCGGGUUGGAUCGCUUUUACCAUUGCCGGAGGCGGAUCAUCAAUUCCUCCAAAUCUAUUUCAUGGGGAAUUUCGACGAGCAAGUUGACCAGCGGUGUCGAUUUCAUUCAGGUGUCAACAGAGACAUCGUUGCAGCUUUGCAAGCUUUCUUGCAUCAACAUAACGAGUUGGUUCGGUUGUUCACGACUGCUUUGGAGCGUAUGCCCGAAGACGAUUACGUGGUUGUUAUCAGAGCUGACAAAACACCGACUGGAGAAAACAAGCAUCGCUUCAACGCGCCCUCAAUCAAUGAGGUUGCAAUCGUGAUAGUCGGAGAAGAAUUCAAUUCGCGAGACAUCAUUCUCCAUCGUAGAAACGGCGAUCUCCAGAGAGUGGCUGAAACUCAUCGGUCUUACGACGCAUUACAAUAUCCACUGAUGUUUUGGAGUGGAGACGAUGGUUACCAUUUCAAUAUUAGAAUGAGGAAUGUGCGAACGGGCCAAGAGAUGGACAAAAAGGUCAGCUCGAUGAAUUAUUAUUCUUAUCGUCUGAUGAUCCGAGAGAACCAUGAUAAUCAUAUACUGAGAUGCCGAGAAUUAUUCCAUCAGUAUAUAGUUGACAUGUAUGCGAAAAUCGAGAGUGAACGUCUUUUGUUCAUCCGGCUGAAUCAGACCAAAUUGCGAUCGGAAGAAUAUAUUCAUUUACGAGAUGCAAUAGCCACAGACGGGAAUGUGAAUCCGAAUCAUGUGGGAAACUCUGUUAUCCUCCCGGCAACUUUCACUGGAAGUCCACGUCAUAUGCAUGAGUAUGCUCAAGAUGCGAUGACGUAUGUUCGGGUCUACGGCCGUCCGGAUUUAUUCAUCACGAUCACAUGCAACCCGGCUUGGGAUGAAAUUAAAGACAAUUUGUUUCCUGGUCAGGCGGCUUCGCACCGUCAUGACAUCAUCGCGCGUGUUUUCAAGCGAAAAUUGAAAGCAAUGAUGGACUUCAUUGUCAAGCACCAUGUUUUCGGAGAGCCGCGGUGUUGGAUGUACUCCAUCGAAUGGCAAAAGAGAGGAUUACCGCAUGCGCAUGUUUUGGUUUGGUUGAUCCGCAAGAUAACCCCAGACAAUAUAGAUGCUGUCAUCUCAGCGGAAAUACCAGAUAAAGAUUCAGAUCCAGGAUUAUUCGAGGUCGUCACCAAAAACAUGAUCCAUGGUCCUUGCGGUGCGAUCAACAACAAAUCUCCGUGUUUGAAAGACGGAAUUUGUACGAAGAGAUACCCUCGGAAUCUUCAUGCGGAGACCAUAACUGGUAAUGAUGGAUAUCCUCAGUAUCGACGACGAUCAAUCGAAGACGGAGGGAGAACAACAACACUCAGGGUUCGCAACCAUGAUGUUGAAAUCGACAAUCGUUGGGUCGUACCGUAUUCCCCGCUACUUUCCAAAACAUUCAAAGCUCACAUUAAUGUCGAAUACUGUAAUUCGGUCAAAUCUAUCAAAUAUAUUUGCAAGUAUGUAACCAAGGGGAGUGAUAUGGCGGUCUUCGGAGUGGGGAACGCAUCAGCACCGAUCGACGAGAUAAAAAGAUACCAAAUGGGGAGGUAUAUUAGCAGCAAUGAGGCGGUAUGGCGUAUACUGUCCUUUUCGAUACACGAACGAUACCCUACGGUAGUUCACUUGGCUGUGCAUCUCGAAAAUGGACAACGAGUUUACUUCACUGCCGAAAAUAUGCAAUCGAAGGCGUCGUCACCACCAAAAACGACUUUAACAGCUUUUUUCUCAUUGUGCGCGAAAGAUUCGUUCGCGAGAUCGCUCCUCUACGCCGAAGUGCCCAAGUACUACACAUGGAAUGUUUCUACGAAAGCAUUUAGCCGUCGAAAACAAGGCAAGCCGGUUGAGGGACAUCCGAGUAUGUUUUCGACCGAUGCAUUAGGUCGAAUCUACACGGUUCAUCCUAACAAUCAAGAAUGUUUUUAUUUGCGCUUACUGCUGGUACACGUGAGAGGACCGCAAUCUUUCCAAGACCUGAGAACGGUGAACGGCGAAGUCCACGAGACCUAUCGAGAAGCUUGCUUUGCCUUGAAUCUUCUAGAAGAUGAUAUGCACUGGGGGAAAGCACUCAACGAUGCUUCGAGUACUGCUAUGCCUAAACAGAUACGCAUUCUGUUUGCAAUAAUUCUAACAACAUGUUCCCCUUCGAAUCCACAAGAUCUUUGGAAUGAAUUCAAAGAUCAUAUGAGCGAGGAUAUUCUCCAUCGAUACCGAACAGUGAGUCAGGACUACCACCUUCAAUUCACAUCAUCAAUCUAUAAUGAAGCUUUGAUUGAUAUCGAAACUAUAUGUUUGACCAUUGCUAACAAGAGAUUGAAUCAAUUGGGUAUGACCGCACCCGAUAGAGCAGCGGAAACAAUCUUCGAUCGCGAUCUCGCGCGCGAAACGAUUUAUGAUACUAACAGCUUGAAGUCUUUCGUGACUCACAAUCUUCCAAAGUUGACCUCAGAGCAACGUCAAGCAUACGAUACUAUUUUACAAGCAAUCGCGGAAGGCAAAGGUGGGUUCUAUUUCUUGGAUGCACCCGGAGGGACCGGAAAAACCUUCCUGAUAUCAUUGUUACUGGCGUCAAUACGAUCAAGAAACAAAAUAGGUCUCGCAAUGGCCUCAUCUGGAAUCGCAGCAACACUCCUGGAGGGCGGUCGAACAGCCCAUUCGGCGCUGAAAUUGCCAUUGAAUUUACAUAUCAACGAGACUCCAACGUGUAAAAUUUCAAAGAGGUCAGGGAUGGGGAAGAUCCUCGAAUCCUGCGAUCUUAUUAUUUGGGACGAGUGCACUAUGGCGCACAAAAGAGCCUUAGAAGCGUUACACCGUUUAUUGACAGACCUGAGAGGCAACGAGAGUCUGUUCGGUGGAGCUUUGAUCCUUCUAUCAGGCGAUUUCCGGCAAACUUUGCCAGUUAUUCCACGUUCCACACCCGCAGACGAAUUGAAUGCAUGUUUGAAAAUGUCACCUCUUUGGCAACAUGUAAAAAAACUAUCGCUGAGAAUUAACAUGCGUGUUCUAAUCCAGAAUGAUUCAUCUGCAGAAGUCUUCGCUAACCAGUUGUUGGACAUAGGCAAUGGAACGAUUGACGCUGACGACUCUUCUGAAUGCAUUUCACUGCCAAAGAACUUCUGCACGAUGACAUCUUCCAAGGAGGAUUUGAUUCAAAAAAUCUUUCCCGAGAUUUCCUCAAAUUAUGGGAAUCACGAGUGGCUAAGUACACGAGCGAUAUUAGCCCCAACGAACUCUGAUGUGAAUGACAUUAACUCAUCCAUCUUAAAUGAGGUGACAGGCGAUGAGAAGAUCUAUAAAUCGAUUGACACUGUGAUCGAUCAAGAAGAAGUUGUGAACUAUCCGAUAGAGUUCCUGAAUUCAUUGAACGUACCUGGUCUACCACCACAUGAAUUGACAUUGAAACUGGGAGUUCCGAAUCUUCUCCGGAACAUAAACCCACCCAGAUUGUGUAAUGGGACAAGGCUCGCAGUGAAAAGAUUAGCUGACAACAUCAUUGAAGCUACAAUACUGAGCGGAAAAUUCAAGGGAGAAGACGUUCUUCUACCACGUAUCCCAAUGAUACCUACGGAUAUGCCUUUCGAAUUCAAACGUUUGCAAUUUCCGGUAAGACUUGCUUUCGCGAUGACGAUAAAUAAGAGCCAAGGGCAAACUUUAGAAGUAUGUGGUUUAGAUCUGACGAAUCCAUGUUUUUCUCAUGGACAACUCUACGUUGCAUGCUCACGGGUCGGAAACCCCUCUAACUUAUAUGUUUACGCGCCAGAUGGAAAAACGAGGAACAUUGUGUAUCCGCAAGCCUUGAAAUAA